Messenger RNA from Helobdella robusta, 360 nucleotides. RefSeq lists its product as hypothetical. The record is from RefSeq and is a predicted model, not a curated record. The transcript has a single exon. The annotation marks the transcript as partial. Gene Ontology annotation, molecular function: TIR domain binding. Gene Ontology annotation, biological process: MyD88-dependent toll-like receptor signaling pathway; positive regulation of canonical NF-kappaB signal transduction. Lineage: Eukaryota; Metazoa; Annelida; Clitellata; Rhynchobdellida; Glossiphoniidae.
AUUCUCGCGUUCGGCUCAAGGUACAUCUACGAUAAAAUGAUUCCCGGUCCAGAGUUGCCAGUUUCUCGCUUCCCCAUUGGUUUGAAACGUCUGCUAGCUUCAAUACUGGACCCCCCAAGUCCAACCGGUCAAGAUUGGUGCCUGCUUUCGGUAAUACUUGGUCAGUCAAACAGCAUACAAGACAUUGAGAACCAAAACAACGAAUCAUUGAGCAAGACAGACAGGAUUUUAACGAGUUGGUGCAAAUCAGAUGAAAAUGCAACGAUGGGAACACUGGUUGAUAAGCUGAUUGAGAUUGGACGAAGUGAUGCCGUCGAUGUCAUAAUGAACCACGCAUACUUGUUUGGCCUCUCGCAAGAU